Molecule: messenger RNA, 1634 nt
Organism: Copidosoma floridanum
Lineage: Eukaryota; Metazoa; Arthropoda; Insecta; Hymenoptera; Encyrtidae
Product: neuronal acetylcholine receptor subunit beta-3-like
Biological process (GO): monoatomic ion transmembrane transport
Cellular component (GO): postsynaptic membrane
Molecular function (GO): acetylcholine-gated monoatomic cation-selective channel activity; transmembrane signaling receptor activity
Source: RefSeq, a predicted model, not a curated record
AUGAUCCGGCAUCUAUUGUUAUUUAUUAUAACCUUUUCAACGCCAAACGCGCAAACAAUAGCAGCGCCGGCAGCAACAGUUUCGUCAGCUAACUCGACACUUUCGAGAAAUUCGAAAGUAGCGUCAUGGAACGAGACGUGGGUCGAUCAGUUGCGUCAAAAUCUUCUCUUGAAUUACGACAAAUUUUCAAGACCUGCCCAGCAUUACAAUACCACGACAGUGUCACUGCUUUUGAGUAUCAUGCAAGUUGAGCUUGAUAGCAGAAAAAGCAUCCUAAGUAUCAACGCGUGGGUCCACAUGAGUUGGGAGGACGAAAAGCUCAAGUGGACAUCCGAAGAUUACGGUGGAGUUGAUAAAAUUACCGUCAGUGCACACGAGAUUUGGCAACCAGACUUGGUUUUAUACAACAGUGCAAUGUACGGAGUGGAAAACUAUGAAAGCAGACAGUGCAUCGUUAGCGAAUCUGGUUUAAUUAAAUGGGUUGUACCUACAGUUCUCAGAAGCUUCUGUAAACUCAAUUUUGAAAUGUGGCCUUUCGAAACAAACAUAUGUUGGAUAGAUUUGGUCUCUUGGACUCACAGUGGAGAUGAAAUCGAUAUCGAGUUACUCUACGAUGGAUAUUACAUGGAGGACUACAUUCCAGGAGAAUGGGUGGUCAAAAAUAUAUCGGCACAUCAGACAAAAGACCCUGAUAUCUGCUGUUCUAAUACCGUCAGCUAUCCUGCUGUAUCCUACGAGAUCAAGUUGACCAGGAGUUCAUAUUUAUUUUACCAUGUAACUUUUUUGGCGUGCCUUCCAAUAGUAUUCUUAGUCUUAGUUACAUUUUGGAUGAAACCACAAAGUGAGAUGAAACUCAUUUACAUUAUCUGUGCUGUACUUAUUGAUAUAUUGUUCUUGUUGUACUUUGGAUACAGUAUUCCAGCUAAACCUGGCAGUAUACCUCUCAUAGUCAAAUUCUUCAGUGGAUGCCUUUACCAAAUGACGGUUUCAAUCUUGAUAUGCGGAUUUGUUAUUCAUAUAUCUACCAGUUCCUACGGUGCAUCGAUGCCACGGCGAGUCAGGUCAUUACUACUCGGAAAAAUCGGAAAAUAUCUAGGACUUAAAAGUGCUAUCCACGAGAUGGAAUUCCAAAAACUCAUAGAAAUCCGAGAAUUGACUGAUCUGACUAUUCAAGACGCAGUAAUGAAUGAAUCUAUGAACAGUGAUCGGCAGAGUAUUAUUUUACAAUCGGAUCAUGUCAAACGGUUGGAGUGGAUACUCUUGGCGACGGCAAUCGAUCGUUUAUCGUUUCUUCUGUUUUGUGUCGCGUUUACAUUUUCAGCAGUUACUUACAUCCGCAUCAAUGAUGAUCUUUAUGCAAAAAAUGCGUACAGUGUCUAAUAGUUUUUAUAUUAAAAAAAUGUUAUGAACUCAUUCGUAUUACCACCAGCAAUACAUCGAAAAUUUAUCUUUUAAUUAGGACAAUGGAUAGCUGGUGUGGCAUAAUGAAAAAUUAACGCACAAAACAUAAAUAUAUCAUAGAUAAUUUCAAUUGUGUUUGUAGUGCGAGUGAUGUCUCAUAUUGAAUAAAAUCGUUGUAUUUUACAACUACUUAUUACAACGAACACAUUUACUGUACAAUGAGUAUUGCGUAA